GUGUGCGCGUGCGCGGGGGACGCCGCGGAGGUGGAGGGGGCGACGGCAGGCCCAGCCCCCGGUCGUAGCGCCCGGGGCGGCUCCUCUGCGAGCCUGGGACCGCCGCGCUCCCGCUGCCGCCGCCGCCACGCGCUGGCGUGACUCCCGGCCGGCGCCGCGCCCUCCCACGUCUGCAGCCGGCUCGGCUUCCUGCCCGCCCAGACGCCGCUUCUCCUGGGCUCCGGGUCUCGGCUCCGCGGAGGGAGAGGAAAUGAGUGCGGCGGCCUCGGCGCCCGAGCGGGGUUGGAAGAGCGAGAAAGUGGACGAGGCUCAGGCCCUGGCGCGGAGCUGCGCUGCCCGCAGACCCGACUUCCAGCCGUGCGAUGGGCUCUCCAUCUGUGCCACGCACAGCCAUGGCAAGUGCUUCAAGCUGCACUGGUGCUGUCACCUAGGAUGGUGUCACUGCAAAUAUGUGUAUCAGCCUAUGACCCCUGUGGAACAGCUUCCAAGCACUGAGAUUCCUGCAAAGCCUCGGGAACCCACAAACACCAUUCAGAUCUCAGUGUCACUCACUGAACACUUUUUGAAAUUUGCAUCUGUCUUCCAGCCUCCCCUCCCCCCUGAUUCGCCAAGGUACUGUAUGAUCUCAGACCUCUUCAUCGACAACUAUCAGGUUAAAUGUAUUAAUGGGAAGAUGUGUUAUGUGCAGAAGCAGCCAGCGCCACAUUCCCACAAAAUGAGGCCUGAGGAGGUCUCUGCACACGAUGCCUUAAUUUCAAAAGAGAGCAAUACACCAAAAAUAGAUCACUGCUCUUCUCCCUCAAGUUCUGAGGACUCUGGGAUCAAUGCGAUUGGGGCUCACUAUGUGGAAUCAUGUGAUGAGGACACAGAAGAAGGAGCGGAACUGAGUUCAGAAGAAGAUUACAGCCCAGAGAGCAGCUGGGAGCCAGACGAGUGCACCCUUCUCUCCCCUUCCCAGUCUGAUCUGGAAGUGAUUGAAACAAUAGAAACCACCGUGUGAGAGCCCGAGCAGGAGGCCGAGACCUCUGAUCGAUGCGGGGCUUUUGUACUUUCGUCUGAGGGAUGCUUUUCCAGUGCAGUUGGUAUUUUCUACCCCUCUCUAGCAACCAUAGCAGUUCAGUGGUCUGCUGAUUAGCUUCACUCUGAAAUUAGUCUUAACUAAGAAAUUCUUUUUCUUAGUUUUUUUUUUUUGUAUCUUGACUUAUUUUCUAUGUAGCAUCUGGUGUCAUAAAUUGUGACCCAGCCUUAAUUUCCUUGGCAACUUUGAAAGUGAUGAAGCAAUGAUUGCGGAGUGCCACGGAUGGUUGAGGAGCUACCUAGAGUGAAGGAGACAAUGUUUCCUAAAUAGCUGGUUCAUUGAAGAAAAACGCCUGACAUUCCUUUCUGACAUGCUGACAGGCACCCUUGUCCUGCCAGCCCCUCCCCCGUCGGCAUCGGCUCCCUUGUGAGGAGGGGAGUGUGCCCUAGUAGAGGCCAUUCUGCCCCCUUUCCCUUCCGCCCACCUCCUGCACAGGUCUGGGCCAGUGUUGCUUCAGCUCACUUCUGGGUUACUGGAGGUCAGCUCAGCCCCCAGUUAUGGCCAGCGGCCUGCAUGGCUCCAUGACCUGAGGCUGAGCUAGAUCUUCAUUUACGAAGACAUGACCUCUUCAGUUUCACGCUCAAUCUAGCUUUAGCUGAGCCCCUACACUCUGUAGGAUGGGGAUACAGGAUGAAUAAGACCUGACUCCCAGCAUGAAGGGGCCCACAGUCCAAUAGGGGAGAUGACUUAUGUAGGUAAUGGUACCCAGAAUGCUCUGUGAACCCCGGGGAAGGAGAGAUGCACUUGUAGCUGGGGAACACAUUACAGCAUUUGGGCUGGCCUCUUGGGUGGGUCCCCUGGCAUUUCUCUGCUUUUCUUAAUUGUUCUUCAGUCUGGGGUAGACUUUUAGGAAGUUAUAUAGGUAUUAGAUUUAGGAGGCAGCCACAUCUGACAUCCUAAAAAAAUAAAAGUAGUUUUAGUUAGCAUGGAAAUGCUAAAGACAGCAGUCCUUUAGGGAUUAGGAAUGAAUCUAAUAGGUUUGAUUAAUUCUGCUUCAUUUGGUUGUAUGAAGCAUUAGAAUGGCUUAGGUGAGAAAUGGAUUAGAAUUCAGUAUGAUGCAUGGAUUUUUUUAUGCAAAUGCAAAAGCAGUUGGAAUAGUUCACUGCUAAGUCAGGAGAAAUAUUUUGCAGAAUACUUACUUUUACUACAGUAAUAUUCAUGGUCUGUUGUACAUGUUCUCUUUUCUCACACAGAAUAGUGAAUAACUCUUAUUUAGCUCUCUUCAGAAUCCUACUCCUAAUCCCCAUUUAUACCAGGUGUUUUUGUGUGAGGUGGUUGUCUGCCAUUUCUCUAAAUCUGCUCUCUGUGUGGCAUAGUUAAGGAUCCAGGAAAUUUCAAAUAUGGCCUAAUGAAACGAGAACUAUCAAUGUUGGAAACAGAGAAAUACUUCUUAUGUCCUAACCCUCCAUGAGCCUGCUCUCAGGGUAUCUCAUGCUCUGUCAGCAUUAAGGCACAUUACUUCUGUGUCACAUUCAUUUGUAUUUUAAGAAGUGAGAGGCCUGUUGUUUUUUUCCCUGAAUCCUCCAUUUGGUAUCCUUCACAAAUCACCAGGCAGAAUCUGCUUUUCUAGUUGUAUAUGUAUGUAGUCCAAGUGAUGGGCUACAACACUUUGUUAGGUUUUAGGUGCCCAAGACACCUGGAGAGUUUAGAAAGCAGAGUAUGCAUAUUCCUUUGAAAAUGGUAUUAGUUAAAUUUUUCUAUGCUAGAUGAGACUGCAGCGUAAAGUUCCCACUUACUGAAACGUAAAGGCUCAACACGUUAAAACCAAUAAGGUGGAAGGAGGAUCUGUAGGAACAGCAGGGCCCAGGAGAGGGCAUGCAGAAGUUGGGAGCGGGUGCGAGGCGGUGUGGGAAGAAGCUGCCCAGGCCUGGCCUAGGCCCCGCGGUUUAGGGACAGACAUCCGAUGAGCUGUCUGAGGCUGUCAGCGCCUCCCAUGACCAAGUGCCCAGCUGAAGGCAAGUUCAGAAGCUGAACCAUGAGCCGUGAAGUCAGCCAGUGUGAACUCGGGCUGUAACAGCAACAGCAGGGCCCUGUCUGCAUCUGCCAGGGGCGAGGUCAUGGAAUCCCUUGGGUGGGCUUUAGGGGGGGCCUUCUUCCUCUACAGCACUUCUCUCCACUUGGGCCCACGUUCCCAUCCAUCAAGCCAAUCGGAGCCAACCACCAGGUCUCCAAAGGCAUGGAAACAAAUGGUCACAGGGCCAUGUUUCCGGAGCUGGCUGUGUCAGGGCUGGGCCCUUUAUCAGUAAUAUCUACAACUUUUGCCUAGGUUCCUAUUUUUUAAACUCCUGUACUGCCAUUCAGAUUAGCCACGAUUUUAAUGAAAUUUUUGGAUUUAAUAAUGGUUGAUAAUCACUUUAAAUUUUUGCACAAUCUCUUUAUAACCAACAACUCACUAAGCUUCAUUUACUACUAUUUUAUAGAAUUGGAGAUGUUCCAUUGGAUUCUAACUGUCAGAUGCUCCUGGAUCUCAAAAUAGCCUUUUCUAAACAAGCACAAGCUAGAAUUUCUUUGUCCUAGCACUGUUAAUAAUUCUCUGAAAAUCAUGUAUGAUUGAACCAGAAUUGUUUCUUUAUGCCUGCAUUGCAAAAGAACUGAUAAGGAUAUAAAAAUGUGCAGUUUCAACAUAAAUCCUAGGUCUAUUCUGUUCGAUAUUAUAUAAAAUUUCUCUGUAACCCUGAUAUUAUAUCGCUCAUUUGUAUAAGCAUAGGUAUAGGCACUUUAGAAAAUGUUUAGACUGCAACAUGUAUUGUGGACUAUGUUAACUACCCUUUUGGUUAAUACUUGUACACUGAGAGAUUGGAAAGCUUUAUAAUUUGGACCUGGUAGUGUGCUCACUUGGAGCAAAGGGUUGGGCUGUGUGGAUGGAGAAACUGUCUUGGGUUUUUGUGGAAACAUGGCACCAUUCCCAUUUUUGAAAGUUGGUGUUAAAGCUAUUAGAAGAUAGAAAAUAAGUACUGUGUGGAAUUUAGCUUUCUUAUUGGAAGAUUUAUUUUGGAAUUUUCAAGUUUCAUAUAUGCUCAUAACUUUUCUGAGAAAUGGCAAAGCAAUUAAAAUGCCCUUAUGGUUAUGACUAUUUGGUACAUUAAUAAAUAAGGCUUUACAAUCAAAUCUAGGUAUUUUGUACCUUGUAAUUUUCAAGAUUUGAAAUGAGAAUUUGAGGAAAACUCCAAAGGAAAACAGUUGCUUUCCUGGAAAAAGAAGACUUGUUCUUCAAGGUAAUAAAAUAUAAAUUAAAACCACAAAAACCAGGACAGAACCCUGAAGUUCUUGCUCUGAAGUACCUUUUAGAUUUGAUCUAGGAUUUAAUUCUAUCCUGGGGGUGGUUUUAUUUCUUAACCUCUACUUCCUGGUCUAUUUGAAACAUCACAGUUCUUUUCUGAUUGAGCAUAACAAACUCCUUUUAAAUAAAUUUCUCUAUUUGGGUAAUUUAGAAAUCUGCCAAAAUACUGAGAUAUGUUUGGCAGUAUAAAUACUACGCAAGAAAAAAAGCACAAGUUAAAAUAAUAUUUAUAGUCAGCUCUUGAUUAUGCCAUCUCAUUUGCAAAAUUUUAUUAACAUAUUUUGGCUUUUUACAUGAGGAGAAUACAAAAUUGUAACAAUUUUCUUUCCUGUUCCCCUCUCCAGAGGAGGUGUGAGCCAGAAUUAAGGAGGCCUUUCGGCUUUUCAGUAAGUAGUAUGUGAUUGUGUCUCUUCCCACUGAGGAGGGGGGAAAAGGAGGACGUCUGCACGUCCCUUCAGGGCUGUGACUCCAGAGAUGUCCGUAUUUCUCGCAUCCAAACUAAGGACAAGAGCACGUCUCAAAAUUAAAUUUUGUAAUUGUCUACUUUUAAAAACUAAAAAAAGUCACUGUUCCCGUCAUCAUUAAGGAUAAUUGAUAGUUGUAUUAGGAAAGGGCCAUGUUUCUGUUAGUGCUUUGAGUGCUUUCUUCCAUUAAUGUGGGAGCGGUGCCCUUUUAUAGUCUGAACAACUCUGAAAGCAAAUCAUUGCUAGAGGUUUUAAUAUGGAGCUUUCAUACCAUUGUGUCCAUAUACACUUUUUAAGGCUGUGCAUACCUUGCAAUAUUCAUUUACUGUGCUGUUUUUUAAACCUUUGUUUUAAAGUUUUAAGUGCAAUGUUGAUCCUUCUGUAAUUUCCUAAAAAUUAUAUUGUUUUCCUACAGACAGUUCAACUUUCCUUUUAUGUAUAAUACUUAGGGAAAUACUACCUUAUAAAAUAAAUGUGAAUUUUUUUUUUCAUUUUUUUUACCAGCACAAAUCUGA
Manis javanica (Malayan pangolin) is the source of this 5337-nucleotide messenger RNA. It is a transcript of the gene C3H3orf70, whose product is annotated as chromosome 3 C3orf70 homolog. Gene Ontology annotation, biological process: nervous system development. The record is from RefSeq and is a predicted model, not a curated record. NCBI's taxonomy places the organism in Eukaryota, Metazoa, Chordata, Mammalia, Pholidota, Manidae.